AUGAGAGACGGGACGCUGUUUGAUGCAAAGAAAUGUCGAUUUAUUGAUCAGCCUCCCCCGUUAUUGCAUGGCGUCAGCCGGUUUCGGAGCCGGCGGCAGCCGAGCGCGGGGCCCGGCCCCUUCGGCCCCAGCCCAACCCGGGCUGCGGCUGGCCGGCGGCCGCUCCCGGCAGCAGCGGAGGGUCGGGGGUGGGCCCGCAGGGCGGGGGGCCGCAGGCCACGUUUAGGUCGCGGCGCGGAAGCCGACGGUGGCAGUGCCGAGAGGCGGCGGCGGCAACGGGGUGGCUGCCCGCGCGCAGCUGCGAGCCCAGUCCCGCACGGCCCCGGCGCCCCCGCCCGCUGUCCUUCCCGCCUCGCUCCGCGUCCCCCCGGGCCCUGCUCGUCCGCCGCCACGGCUCACUGCGCGCCGCCGCGCCCCGCGGCCUGCCCGUGCGCGUCCUUGCCGCGGCAGCGGGAUGCCCGCCCGGCCGCCUGCACCUGCAAGUGUGGGUGCGGAGGCGGAGGUGCCCGUGCUGCAGCGCGGGGUGAAGCAGCGGGAGCGGAGGUGCGGCCGCCGGGUCACCAGCCGGGAGGCGCCUGCGGGGCCCGCCUGGUCGUGGGCCGACGCGCCGCGGGAGCGGGCCGGGAGGGCAGCACAGGAUUUUCAGAUGACAGAGAAGGUCACACCUUCUGUAUCUUCAUUUGGCCAGAUAACCUCGAGUGCAAGCUGUAUGGCACGGUGCCAGGAUCUCCACUCUUGCAAAGAAACGGUCAGUUCUGCUGUAUUGCCCCACAUGAUGAUAUCAUCAAUGUAUUGCUGAUGUCCUGGAGCUUCACCCUGUUCCAGUGCAGCCUGGAUCAGUCCAUGGCAGAUGGAUCAACCUGUGGAAGGCUGGGAGAUGAUCUGAAAAACAGGAGACACUACGGCUAGUUGCAGAUCUGAGCUGAAAAUAUUGAAGCAACUGCUAUGCCUCCCAAUAACCUCCUCUGGGAGGAGAAUUCUUGCGGCACUGGUAAAAAUGUGGAAAUGGUACUGAAAAAUUCUUUGGGAGAGGAGGUUUCUCAGAGAAGCACUGUCUGAAAGAACUAUAUGUGAAGAAGAAGAAGCAGCUGAACCUGUGCAGAAAGCAGACAUUUACAGACAGCAGGAAAUGAGAAAUUUGAAGAUACUAUCAGAGAAAAUGUCUCAUGGAUGCUGAAGAAAUGCAACUCUGAAGGCAAUGGAAAGAUGUGAACUUGCAGUAACAGUAUAAAAUGUUUUGAAAUACAAGGGAGCAUAAUGAGAUAUGAUAUAUUUGAUUGUUCAUAUUCUGAGUUUUAUCCAUUACCUUACCGUGUUCACCAGUUCUUCUAAAAAAAACCCAAAAAACCAAAAAGGGAAGGGUAACAAUUGUAAGUUUCUCUAGUGCAACAUUUGAGUUUGCUACUUUGCCAUGUUUCUGUUAGUAGGCAUAUUAAAGUCAGUUAGAAAAGGUGAUACAGAACAGUAAUUAAGUGUGCAUAUCAAAAUGGACAAAAAAAUGGAGAGAGCUGGCUGUGUUGGAAAUCAUAUCUUUUGGGAGCCAUAGUUUUUGGCCUAUAACUGAAUCUUAAUUUCAUGGCAUUUAAUACAAAAUUAGGUUUUUAUUGCAGCUAUGCCAAAGUACUAAAGCGCCUCCAGCUGCUCUUGCAGUUCCUGGGAUUGUGUAGUUCAGCUUAAGUUGUGGUAGCUUUACUUGCAAAAAUAUUAUAGAGAUUAGAUUUCUUUAGAUAAAAAACUCUCAAGGUACUAGUAUAUGCUCCCUGCAGUAUUCACCACCUGUUUAAACUCAGUGAUGCUUUCUGAUUCGAGAUUCAAAUACAGUGAUUAUUUAAAUUGUGUUUUUCUGAACCUGUCUUCCAUUACCCCUCAUAGGAAAGGAAACCAGCAUUUAUUUACUCACAGGGAAUAACAGGUUGUACAGCUUUGCAUGCUGACUCUUGAUUAGACUGUGCCAGGCUGAUUAUUUCAUAUAUUAAAAAUGCACAAUAUAUUGAGUUCCUAAACCUUUUACUGCGCGAUUUUUUUUUUCUGAGGUAACUCUUUGUAUUUGUAACAGAAAGACCCAAGGACAUUUAACAAAAGCUGUAUGAUCAUGUAAACUUCCAGUCAGCCAGGUUCCUCAAAUCAUGGUAAUCCUUGCCAGCUUAAUAGAGCCUUCUCAGAAGCACUGACGAGCGAGGGAAAGCAAGCGGCCGACUCAAUAUGAGUGAUAGAGCAAGCUUCGAUUUAUUACGGCGCGAUUAUGUCUUAUAUACAGUUCCAGUUAAUUAUGCCUACUAGUCAUCUGCUGAUUGGCUAAGCUCUAAAGGGUUACAUUUUCACACGUCCUCCUACCUGCGGUUUCUGCGGAUAGCUAGCUACAUAUUUUUUUUUUCCUCUCUUGUCUACGCGAAUUCCUCAAAGUUAUUUACAACAUUAGGCACAAGGUCAGUGUUUUUCUCAGCUUCCUUAUCAACAUGCCUCAGCACAGCUGCAAGGCCUGCUUCAGCUAACUUACGCUAACUUUGUUUCACAAAGAUCUUUAAGGGAGUCGUGGCCGUGAUCACACAGCCAUUCUGCAACAAAGCACAACAUAUUUUUGUGCUUUCUCUAUGUGAAUUUUUAAUCUGUGAGCCUGAUGGCAUUUAUUUCCUUUGCUGCCAAAAAAGAAUUUUUAUAAAAGAAACACCUGUAACUUUCUUGCAGGAUGUGAAUUGUUGACUCUAAACAAUGUGCUAUUUGAAAAACGAUGUCCAUGCCCCCCAGAUUUAUGUGUUAGUCUCUGUUUUAUUGAAACCUUGCUGGAAUAGAAAUAUUCCACUGUGGUUUUGGGUAUCAAUUUUCUUAGAUUAUACCACUGCAGACUACCCAGUUGCUGUUGACCUCUUCAUGUUGAGGUGCUGUUGGGGAAGGCAUUUUCAACACUGUGCAUGCUUGCAUGCUAGAAACUUUGUUUUUUCCUACAGAGCAAUCAAGGCUCUAAAACGUUUUUAAUAGAAAAGAACAGCUUUGUUAAAAAAACUUAAAUGAAACAAUAAAACCAAAUGAAAACAAAAAAAGCCACACAGAAAAAAGAAUGUAGCCCAGCUGAUCAUGUGAGCACUUAGAGGGUGAAGGAUGCAGUGAAAUUCCUUAUUGGUACUCUUCCUUUAUUUAAAUUUCUUAUUCUGGAGAUGGUUUCAUGUUAAACAUGUUGGUUGUGGUGUUAAGAUAGUGUAACCAGCUUAAAUUUGCUUACAUGAUUUUUUGACAAAUAGAAGGCUGUAUUGAUAUGGAUUGUCUUGCUUAUUUACAAUUUGUAGGAACAAAACAAGUCUUCAGCGGUCUAGUCUAAGUGUGUAUGGAAAACAAUUGUAAUUUUGUCUAUGUGGAGAUUUUUUCUGUCCAUUUUGCAUUAAUCUAAUGCUUGAAAAAGCAUUGAAUAAUAUAUGACUGUUAAAGAUAUUAAAAAGUAAAUCUUUUGGA
Falco peregrinus (peregrine falcon) is the source of this 3444-nucleotide messenger RNA. Its product is annotated as translation initiation factor IF-2. Lineage: Eukaryota; Metazoa; Chordata; Aves; Falconiformes; Falconidae. The transcript is spliced from 8 exons. The coding region runs from base 1 to 909 and encodes 302 amino acids. The record is from RefSeq and is a predicted model, not a curated record.